AUGGGUGAAGAUAUCAUUGGCCUCUUUCUCUCGACCGAACCGCUCCGCGAUGCGAAUGCGAUAUCAAGCGACGAUGACCCACAACUGCGGCGGUUUAUCCAUGAUCAAGAAAGCAUUGAACAACCCUGUGUUAUCGGCUGCGGAAAACACGGCGUCGUGGUGCUAGCAUCCAUUCAGGGCAUGCUUUGA
Molecule: messenger RNA, 189 nt
Organism: Exophiala aquamarina CBS 119918
Lineage: Eukaryota; Fungi; Ascomycota; Eurotiomycetes; Chaetothyriales; Herpotrichiellaceae
Exons: 1
Coding region: 1-189 (62 amino acids)
Source: RefSeq, a predicted model, not a curated record